Messenger RNA from Sebastes umbrosus (honeycomb rockfish), 5101 nucleotides. RefSeq lists its product as uncharacterized. The coding region runs from base 3152 to 4066 and encodes 304 amino acids. The record is from RefSeq and is a predicted model, not a curated record. The transcript is spliced from 3 exons. NCBI's taxonomy places the organism in Eukaryota, Metazoa, Chordata, Actinopteri, Perciformes, Sebastidae.
ACGCUUCCCACGUCAAAAGAAGCAGCACUAGGAAGCCAAGCAACUCAGGUUCAUGACCUCAAAGUUAAAGUCCAGCAAGAUUGCUGCAGUGUUGAUGUUCAUUUCACCAGGCCUUUCCAAGGUGGCACUGAGUGCCAAGUCAAAGAUGACUCCAGUCAAACCUUACCAUUGAAGCAGUGUGGUUGUGAAGAUGAGCAAGGGCAAUCACAUGAAAUUCUGAAGUUACCAUCAUCUAUAUCUAUCAGAGACUUUGGUUUGAGCCUAUCAGAGUCAGACCAAGCUGAGACUGACUUCAGUGAGCUUUGUGAUGAGUUUAUAUAUAUACCCCAGCAUACAAAUGCAGCUGAAACCAUUGUCAGAAGAAUUUCUGACAAUGCCUUGCCACCAGAGGACCACCAAGCAACUCUGGCCAUGACUGAAGAUGACACAGAUGUAGCUCAAAAAAGCAAGCUCUCUGUGAAAUGUACUGAUGAUGUCACAGCCCUACUGUCUGGUCAUGACAAGAUCCCACAGGUUUCAGGUGUGGACAUGGGCUUCAAACCUUUCAAAUCAAGCAAGGAAGAAAAUACCAAACCCCAAGGGUACAGUGAUGGGUAUCUGGAAAACAUACCCUUCAUUGAUGAUUCAAUUGGACCCGUCAUUGCUACAGCUAAGUACAGCAUGGUGAAACAAUUCAAAAUGAAGGUACCAAAUUUGCCAGAAAUUCUGGCAAUGAGUGACCCUGCUCACAUGGCUUGUGACUCAACUGGUAUCACCCAUCUUGCACUACAAUCACCGGAGCAAGAUUUGACAUUACCAUCCACUUUUAUAGAGAACAACCCUUUGACUCCUGAUUCUUUGGAAUCUGAUAAGCAGUGUGGCUCAUUUUCGCCUGUUAAUGAAAGGUAUCUAUUCCCUGCAGAGGCAUGGAUGUUAAAUGACCCCAUAGUUAGAAUGUCGUCCCCUGAAUCUGUCAUGUCAAUUGGUGAUUAUAGAGCAAUGUCACCUGACUCUCCUCUGGCGGAAAGAAAAGUCUUACCUGCAGACUUUUACGGUAUAUUGGAUGGCAGCCGGGCACUCUCUCCCAGGUCUGAUGCAUGUAGUUCACCAGAUGUUACGAUUAAUUUAACUGAAAAUGAAUUACACCCCAAUCAAUCAAAUACAUUUGAAUGUGCACCACUGUUUGGUUUGAAAGACUAUGCUACUGCUGUAAUUUCACACUCCUUUUGUUCUGAGUCCUUUGAGUCUUGGAAUAAGUAUAGGCCACUGUCCCCUGACUCUGAAGUACCCAAAUAUAGUCCACCUAUACCUGAAUGUGUAAAAAUAAAGGGAGAGCUAAAACCAUUCUCACCUGUGACAUCAGGUAUUGAAUGUGUUGAGUUUUCAGAUAGGGAUUGCCGACCAUCCUCACCAGAAUCACAGGCUUCUCAGUGCAGUUUCUCAUUUCUUGAACUCUUGCUCUCAGAACCUAUACGUGCCCAACUUAAGAGACAAUAUUGUGAUUAUUAUUUACUAUAUUCAGGAGGGAAUCCACCCUCACCACAACUGACAUCAGCUCAUUACACUACAGUCUGCGAAGACCUGGGUCAGGGCAGUCCUUUGACACAAGAAUUAGUAGCUUCAGAUCAGUUGCAAUAUUCUAUGAAUGCUCCAUCACGUCUUGAUGAAUGGUGGGAUGAAAAAAGCAAAGAUGCACCCGAUUUAUUGACAUGGCAUGGAAGAGCUGAAGAAAGGACACCUCUGUUUACAACUGCUGUUUCAGCUACAAAAUAUCUUACACAUGCAGAUGCCAAAAGUAUCCAAAGUGCAGAUUCAGGCUGUUCAAGUCAAACAGAAAAGUCACUUCAGCAAAGGCCGCUGUCAUCUGAAGCAUCAAAACCACAGAAGGAAAGUAGUCAAUCUUACCUUGAUUACUGGUUUUCUAAAUUGAAACCACAAUCCUCUGAAUACAUACCCUCACAAGGUCAGUCAGAUAAUCAUUUAACAAACAUUAGACAAAACACCUCACAACACUAUGAAAUGCAAGAGUCCAUAAAUUUGUAUUCGGUGAAAGAACCAUCCGAAACAAACUCAUGCUCAGAUCACAAAUAUCAAAAACAAUCUGUGGAAACUUGUCAGAUGUUCAAACAACUACCAACGCCCGGAUCAAUGGUCUUUAACUUUGUAGAGAAGCCACAAUACAUUUUAGAAUUUCCAAAUGGCAUAGCUCCAAUGUCAAACACAGAAAAGUCCUUAAUUAAGACUGAAAACACAGAAUGCAAUCACACACUAUUUGAGGAUAACCUGGAAAAAAUAAAGCCACAGUCCCAUAUGUCAAAUACAUUCUUUGGAGAACCGUAUAAUGAUUUCUACCUUGAAAACACAUUUGAUGUAACAGGACAGGAUUCUCUGUCUGCAUUUUUGACAGACCAUAGAAUAUCCACCCCAGAGUCUGUAGCAUCAGUUGAGCAGCGUCUUUUGUCUCCUUGCAUGACAUUUGGCCAGAUUAAGAGUCAACACUGUAACUAUUACUUACAGUACUCUGAAAGUAGACCAGUAUCACCUCUUUCAACACUGUCAGAUGUUGAGUAUUCCAAUUCCGAUUUUGACUUAUCGCUCCUACAGGACUGGUUGGCAGACUUUAGAGCAUCCUCCCCAGAAUCGGUGGCAUCAGUUGAGCAACAUUCUUUGUCUCCUCACAUCACAUUUGGCCAGAUUAAGAGUCAACAUUGUAACUAUUACUUACAGUACUCUGAAAGUAGACCAGUAUCACCUCUUUCAACACUGUCAGAUGUUGACUAUUCCGGAUUUUGUCUCCAGGAAUUAUUUGAUGACAACAGACCAGAUUCGCCAGAUUCACUUACUUUACGGGUUGAUGCUAAACACACAAGCGUAACUGUAUCUGCAUCCCCACCACUGUCCACAGCAAGACCUUUUACAUAUGCAGAUGUUGUGCGGGGCGUAACACAUGAAAGACAAGCAGAAUCUUUGUUGGUCUCCAAACCAGUUGAGUUUAUAUCUAUUUGGCCUCCAUCAGUGUCGUCAGACAAGGAGUGCACUUACUCCUUCAUAGAGGACUGGAUCACCAAGUUAAGACCGCAGUCUCCUGAGUCAGUGGCGUCUCAAAGUGAAAGUAGGCCCCUCUCUCCUGACUCACCUGUUCCUCAGUUCAUAUCUCCCCUUAUUGCUUACAAUGUGGAAUUGUCAAGGAACAGGUCGUUUACACCACAAUCAACAUUUUCAGACUGGGAAGAUACUGAUUUGUGUCUGGAGACCCUGUUUGACGAGACGAGGCCAGAGUCCCCUCAGUCAGUUUUAUCAGACUUUGAACUUGAUAAGCUAUUUAGUAGCAGGGCGUUGUCCCCGGAAUCCGUGUCUUCUGAUUUUGACUUUUCGCUCCUACGGGACUGGUUGGCAGACUUUAGAGCAUCCUCCCCAGAAUCCAUGGCAUCUCAAAGUGAAAGUAGGCCCCUCUCUCCUGACUCACCUGUUCCUCAGUUCAUAUCUCCCCUUAAUGCUUACAAUGUGGAAUUGUCAAGGCACAGGUCGUUUACACCACAAUCAAUAUUUUCAGACUGGGAAGAUACUGAUUUGUGUCUGGAGACCCUGUUUGACGAGACGAGGCCAGAGUCCCCUCAGUCAGUUUUAUCAGACUUUGAACUUGAUAAGCUAUUUAGUAGCAGGGCGUUGUCCCCGGAAUCCGUGUCUUCUGAUUUUGACUUUUCGCUCCUACGGGACUGGUUGGCAGACUUUAGAGCAUCCUCCCCAGAAUCCAUGGCAUCUCAAAGUGAAAGUAGGCCCCUCUCUCCUGACUCACCUGUUCCUCAGUUCAGAUCUCCCCAUAUCGGUUACCAUGUGGAAUUGUCAAGGCACAGGUCUUUUACACCACAAUCAACAUUUUCAGACUGGGAAGAUACUGAUUUAUGUCUGGAGACCCUGUUUGACGAGACCAGACCAGAGUCCCCUCAGUCAGUUUUAUCAGACUUUGAACUUGAUAAGUUAUUUAGUAGCAGGGCGUUGUCCCCGGAGUCCGUGUCUUCAGAUUUUGACUUUUCGCUCCUACGGGACUGGUUGGCAGACUUUAGAGCAUCCUCCCCAGAAUCUGUAGCAUCAGUUGAGCAGCAUUCUUUGUCUCCUCACAUCACAUUUGGCCAGAUUAAGAGUCAACAUUGUAACUAUUACUUACAGUACUCUGAAAGUAGACCAGUAUCACCUCUUUCAACACUGUCAGAUGUUGAGUAUGACGAGACGAGGCCAGAGUCCCCUCAGUCAGUUUUAUCAGACUUUGAACUUGAUAAGCUAUUUAGUAGCAGGGCGUUGUCCCCGGAAUCCGUGUCUUCUGAUUUUGACUUUUCGCUCCUACGGGACUGGUUGGCAGACUUUAGAGCAUCCUCCCCAGAAUCCAUGGCGUCUCAAAGUGAAAGUAGGCCCCUCUCUCCUGACUCACCUGUUCCUCAGUUCAGAUCUCCCCAUAUCGGUUACCAUGUGGAAUUGUCAAGGCACAGGUCGUUUACACCACAAUCAACAUUUUCAGACUGGGAAGAUACUGAUUUGUGUCUGGAGACCCUGUUUGACGAGACGAGGCCAGAGUCCCCUCAGUCAGUUUUAUCAGACUUUGAACUUGAUAAGUUAUUUAGUAGCAGGGCAUUGUCCCCGGAGUCCGUGUCUUCAGAUUUUGACUUUUCGCUCCUACGGGACUGGUUGGCAGACUUUAGAGCAUCCUCCCCAGAGUCUGUAGCAUCAGUUGAGCAGCGUCUUUUGUCUCCUUGCAUGACAUUUGGCCAGAUUAAGAGUCAACAUUGUAACUAUUACUUACAGUACUCUGAAAGUAGACCAGUAUCACCUCUUUCAACACUGUCAGAUGUUGACUAUUCCGGAUUUUGUCUCCAGGAAUUAUUUGACGACAACAGACCAGAUUCGCCAGAUUCACUUACUUUACGGGUUGAUGCUAAACACACAAGCGUAACUGUAUCUGCAUCCCCACCACUGUCCGCAGCAAGACCUUUUACAUAUGCAGAUGUUGUGCGGGGCGUAACACAUGAAAGACAAGCAGAAUCUUCGUUGGCCUGCAAACCAUUUGAGUUUAUAUCUAUUUGGCCUCCAUCAGUGUCGUCAGACAAGGAGUGCACUUACUCCUUCAUAG